AUGCCACCGAAAGGAAGAAGACAAGCGCCGAGCUCUUCUACUCAGCGACAAGCGAAGAAGGCUGUGAGCUUUACGGAGUCUGCGCCGGGGUCUGUGGCAUAUGAUCCUAACGACUUGAGCUCUACCUUACAAGCUCAGGGAUUAUAUGCCAAAGACGUUCUCGGAGAUGGCAAUUGUCUUUUCAGAGCGCUUUCGGAUCAGUGCUAUGGUGAAGUCUCGCAUUAUGCCGAAAUCAGGGAGAAGUGUGUCGAGUACAUGAAAGCCUACGAAGACGACUUUAAAUGCUUCGUCGGUGAAGAUGAAGAAUGGGAUCACUACGUUCGACGGAUGGCAUCAGAUGGCGUCUACGGCGAUAACCUCGAAAUCGUAGCUUUCGCCCGUUCCUACGACCGCGACGUCAAGAUCUACCAACCCGGCCUCGCCUACAUCGUCUCCUCGAACCCUUCCUCAACACCCGAAGAAUCCGCUGCACGCGCCAAAGAGAACCCUGCAAACCUCCUCCAUAUCGCAUACUACUCCUGGGAACACUACGCUUCCGUCCGGAACAUCAGCGGCCCGCACACAGGCCCACCGGAAAUCGCCUAUAGACCGACUGUUGAGGAGAAGAAGGAGACGAAGAGGAAGGCGAAGGUAGAUGCUGUGAAGGAGAAGAUUGUAUUGGCGAGUUUGAGUCAUCCUGUGGGUGUUGAGGCUGUACGGAGAGCGCUGGAGGAUGCGGGUGGAAGUGUAGCUGUUGCCGUAGAAAAGUUGCAGCAAGCAGAGGCCGAGAAGGAGGCAAGCGGACUUGUGGAUGGGAAGGAGGAGGAGCGGAAUGAGGCUCUUGUUGGAAGUGCGGUUAUUGCUGAGGCAGGUGCGGCAGAGGAGAAGGCGAAGGACGAGGAGCCAGCGAAGGAGGAAGUGAAGCCAGCGAAACCAGUACGAACAAAACCCGUUGCUGCACCGGCAGUCAAGGCAGCGCGUAUGUCGGCUGCCCAGCGCAAGGAUCUGGCGAAGAAGAAACAGAAGGAGCAAGCGAAGCUGAAGAGGCAGAACGAGUUUGUCAAUGGAGAGGAUGUGAGCAAGAUUGCCGACGCAAUGAAAACGGUGCAUAUCUAAGAUACCAUAGCGAACGAGUUGAGAGCAUAAUGGGGCAAGAAAAGGCGAUGAACCGGAAGUGCAAUGGCGAACGAGGCAGCACCAAGAUAUCAUGGAGUAACAAGGAAAGGACAUUAAGCGC
This is a messenger RNA of Saitoella complicata NRRL Y-17804, 1216 nucleotides long. Its product is annotated as cysteine proteinase. Gene Ontology annotation, biological process: protein deubiquitination. The coding region runs from base 1 to 1095 and encodes 364 amino acids. Gene Ontology annotation, molecular function: cysteine-type deubiquitinase activity. NCBI's taxonomy places the organism in Eukaryota, Fungi, Ascomycota, Saitoellomycetes, Saitoellales, Saitoellaceae. The transcript has 2 exons. The record is from RefSeq and is a predicted model, not a curated record.